Neospora caninum is the source of this 1743-nucleotide messenger RNA. Its product is annotated as putative Dpy-30 motif containing protein. The record is from RefSeq and is a predicted model, not a curated record. The coding region runs from base 1 to 1743 and encodes 580 amino acids. The transcript has a single exon. NCBI's taxonomy places the organism in Eukaryota, Apicomplexa, Conoidasida, Eucoccidiorida, Sarcocystidae.
AUGCUUAACCGCUACAACGUCCUAUUUUUGUGCUUCGGUGCUGACGCUUCGUUUGGACCUGGUUCGUCGUCUGAUACCGUCCCGAGUCUGAGUCUAAAUGCAAACUCCUAUGAGGCAAAUCCCCACCUUCCCUCCGCCUCUCUCGACACGACUGCAUGCCCAGCUACAUCUGGUCCCUCAGCACCUGCUACUGCUCCAGUCAGUUACUCUUUUGCACAAGAAACCGUGGAAGAAACAGGUGAAGAACGUGGCAAGGCCUCCGUGCCAGGCGUGUCAAGCGGCUCGGUACCACAGCCAUCCGCAGCAUGGGAAGAAGGAACCGAAGAGUCACCGAACCAGGAUCCACGCCGAAGGGUUUUUUCUUCCGCAGCGUCUCCCAACGCGUCCGUAAAACCUGUACCAUCAACCGAGCGGACAAGGGCGAACGAUUUCCUACCUUCCAGUGCCACGUCCUGGGACGUAGGGAGAAGAAACCACGAGACAAGCUGCGGAUACUCUCGAGACGAGGAGAGCACGGUUUCUCUGGACGAACCGUUUCGUGAUUUUUCUUCCCCGUCCCGUCUCUUCUCUCUGUCAGCACCGCUGACUCCCCUUCCUGUGCUGGUGGAUCCCGCUGACCUCACGCGCCACCAUAUCUGUCUGGGCGCGCCGUCUCUUCUUUCUGUCUCUGACGCCUUGUCGUAUAUCCCCACUCUCACUGUGCUCGAGGCUGUAGGCGGAACUGCGUUGUUCGAUGCCGCAGCCAAGGAUAGAACUCCGAUACCUUCUUCCGACGCUUCCUGCGGCUAUCGCGGCGAAAACGGAGCGGAACAUCCAAUCCGUACCCCAAACCGAUACAGCCUCGUUGGGGAGAGGGUCGGUUCGCACGCCGAGGCAAAUGGGAUGGCACGGGCGACGAAUCUAUCUGGCUGUAGCUUCUCGAACGUGGAACAAAGUCCAGCGGAAACGCUCGGCGAAAAAGAAGGGAAAUUGAGCGCCUACUUAGUUGUAGACCCUGUUUACUCAGUUGUUAUGCCGGAGCCUUGCAGUUUGAUUGCAAAUCUCGACUACAUCUGUAACCUCGUGCAAGUGAUACUCCUCCAGCGUCUUCGCCUUCUUUCCCCUGUCAGUGAUGGGAGUGCCCAUAUCCUCCGAACACGGUGGAAGCCAGCGUCACUCUGGGAGGCGGGAAAUGUGAGCAGCGAACUCUCGCGUUUCUCAAACCAAAAGAAACCCGAGGGACUGACCGGGUCUAAACUUGCGCGCUGUCAUUCGGACCGAGGGAACGCAAACGGGGAGGACAGCGUCUCCGUUUCGACCGCCUUAUCACAAGUGACCCGCCAUGGAUGUGGAAAAGAAACUGUACGACCGCGGUUCUUAACCUUUGUAGAUCGGUUCGCUUCUCUGGGUUCCGAGGAAAUCAAGGCUCUGCCUCCGCGUGAGUACCUGAAGGCGACGGUUAUCCCCGUGCUCCUUCCAGCAAUCGAAUCUGUCACACGAGAUCGCCCUGAAGACCCUGUGUCUUGGAUAGCUUUCUACCUCCUUCGGCAUGCGACACGAUUUAACAGAACCGAAAAACAAGUUGGUCGGGACCAUCCUGAACUGUUUCGUCUCUUCACAUCGCUUGCGUCGGGAUCUGAGAGACCUCGAGAGACAUCGCCGUCGCUGCCACGGAAGGGGAGUGGCGGGUCAUCUGUGCUGUCAAGUUCACAUGCCUCGGCUGCGAGAAGUGAAAGUACCGCCGACGGCGUUAAACCCACGUAG